Messenger RNA from Pyrgilauda ruficollis (rufous-necked snowfinch), 1208 nucleotides. It is a transcript of the gene VSX2, whose product is annotated as visual system homeobox 2. The record is from RefSeq and is a predicted model, not a curated record. Gene Ontology annotation, biological process: regulation of transcription by RNA polymerase II. The transcript is spliced from 5 exons. The coding region runs from base 1 to 1161 and encodes 386 amino acids. Gene Ontology annotation, molecular function: DNA-binding transcription factor activity, RNA polymerase II-specific; sequence-specific double-stranded DNA binding. Gene Ontology annotation, cellular component: nucleus. NCBI's taxonomy places the organism in Eukaryota, Metazoa, Chordata, Aves, Passeriformes, Passeridae.
AUGACGGGCAAAGCGGGCGCGGCGCUGGCCCCCAGCCUGCCCGGCAAGCCCAAGCCCGACGGCGCGGCCGCCGCCCCCGCCGCCCCGCCACUGCCUCCGCCGCCCCCCGCUGCUGGGGUCAAGUCCAACUCUGGGCCCACCCCACCCCGCUGCACCGGCUUCGGCAUCCAGGAGAUCCUGGGUUUGAACAAGGAGCCGCCGUCGCACCCUCGGGCCGCCCUGGACUCUCUGCCCGCCGGGCACCUGCUGGCGGCCCGCUCCGUACUCAGUCCCGCCGGGGUGGGCGGCGUGGGCAUGGGGCUGCUGGGGGCCAGCGGCAUCCCCGGCUUUUACACCCAGCCCACCUUCCUAGAGGUGCUCUCCGACCCGCAGAGCGUCCACCUGCAGCCCCUGGCCCGGGCCCCCGGGCAGCUGGACAGCAGCCAGACGGCCAGCUCAGAUUCCGAGGAUGUCUCUUCCAGCGACCGAAAAAUGUCCAAAUCCUCCCUAAAUCAGAGCAAGAAACGAAAGAAGAGGCGGCACAGGACAAUCUUCACAUCCUAUCAACUGGAAGAGCUGGAAAAGGCCUUCAAUGAGGCCCACUAUCCUGACGUAUAUGCUAGAGAGAUGUUGGCCAUGAAAACAGAGUUGCCAGAAGACAGGAUACAGGUUUGGUUCCAGAACCGCCGGGCCAAAUGGCGGAAGAGGGAGAAGUGCUGGGGCAGGAGCAGUGUGAUGGCUGAGUACGGGCUCUACGGUGCCAUGGUGCGUCACUCCAUCCCGCUGCCUGAAUCCAUCCUCAAGUCUGCCAAGGAUGGCAUCAUGGAGUCCUGUGCCCCUUGGCUCCUGGGGAUGCACAAAAAGUCUCUGGAGGCAGCGGCUGAGGCGGGGAGGAAGACAGAGGUGGAGUGCCAGGCCCUGCCCAAGCUUGACAAAGGUGACAAAGAAGAAAGGGGUCCUGAUCCCAAAACCACCAUUUCCCAGGAAGAACUGAGAGAAAACAGCAUUGCUGCCCUCAGGGCCAAAGCUCAGGAGCACAGCACCAAAGUCCUGGGGACCAUUGCCGGGGACACCCCAGCCCCAGGCAGGAAGCCGGAGACAGGGGAGGAGGCGGCAGUGGCAGAGGAUGAGAGACAGACGGAGAAGUUGAACUCAUCGCAGAAGGAGGAGAAGUUGAUCUAGGGGGAACAGAGGUGGCAGAAGCCAGCCCCGACAGACACUGUGUCCUC